AUGGAGGAUUACAGAACGGCCUCAAAGUUAAUACCGCGUAAUGGUUACAUGGCUACCAUUGACCUACGGGAGGCUUACUUACUAGUGUCAAUUAAGUCGAGUCAUCGCAAAUUUUUAAGAUUUCAAUUUGAAGAUGAAAAUUUAGUUAAAACCCUUUAUGAAUUUAAUGCCAUGCCGUAUGGCCUGUCCAUUGCUCCUAGAACAUUUAGUAAGAUAAUGAAAGAGGUAAUAACCAACUUAAGAAGCAGGGGAUAUAAGUCUGUCAUAUAUCUUGACGAUAUUCUUUGUAUAGGUAAAGACUACAAAGAAUGUUUGGAUAAUGUUAACGAGACUAUGCGUCUUUUACAAUGCUUAGGUUUUGUUAUUAAUUAUAAUAAGUCCUGUCUAGGCCCACAUAUAUCUUGCAAAUAUUUGGGAUUUAUUUUUGAUUCCACGGAACUUUCUAUAAGUCUACCCAUAGACAAACAAAAUCAUAUAGCCCACUUAGUACAAAGGUUCUCUUGCUUAACUAGUUGUUCGAUUAGAGAUUUCGCUCAUUUGAUAGGUGUCCUGACGGCCGCCUGUCCUGGGGUAAAAUAUGGCUGGUUGUACACUAAACUACUAGAAAGACAAAAAUACCUUGCGAUUCUAAAAUAUAAGACGUACAAUAAAAAUAUACAACUUUCAAAAGAUAUCUUACCAGAUUUGCAGUGGUGGAGAAAAAAUGUAUUUUCAACCAAAACUUCAUUUAGAAUAACUAAAUAUAAUUAUGAGAUAUUUACAGACGCGUGCUUGACAGGUUGGGGUGCUUGUUGUAACAAUAUUCGUGUUGGUGGACGAUGGAAAUAUAAUGAACUCGAGUAUCAUAUCAAUUACCUAGAAUUACUAGCCAUAUUUCUAGGUAUUAAAUGUUUUGUUAGGGAUAUGUCGGAUUGUAAUAUUUUAUUGCGCGUAGAUAAUACAACAGCUAUAAGUUAUAUCAAUCGAAUGGGAGGAAUUCAAUUCCCCCAUUUGAACGAGUUAUCUCGAUCAAUAUGGCAAUGGUGCGAGAAGCGAAACAUUUGGCUACACGCAUCUUACAUAAAUAGUAAAGAAAAUUUCGAAGCAGACCAAGAAUCAAGGAAACUAAACCUAGAUACAGAAUGGGAGCUAAGCGAUAACGCUUAUAAGGAGAUCGUACAAAAAUUGGGGGAACCAGAAAUAGAUCUUUUCGCUUCUCGUGCUAAUGCUAAGUGCAGAACCUAUGUGUCUUGGAGACCGGAUCCAGAUGCCUUAUUAGUAGAUGCUUUCACUAUUGAUUGGAAAAACAAAUAUUUCUAUGCGUUUCCACCUUUUUCUUUAAUAAUCAAAUGUCUGGAAAAAAUCACAAGCGAUAAAGCCGAAGGUAUUUUGGUCUUUCCUUAUUGGCCAUCCCAGCCUUGGUACCCAAUGUUAAAUAACUUACUCCGUUCAGAUAUACUGUUUUUCAAACCUCACAAAAAUCUCUUACGGUCUUCUUCCAGAACUCCUCAUCACCUGCACAAACAACUUACCCUGGGUGCAGCGAGGCUCUCAGGGUCGCAUUUAUAA
This is a messenger RNA of Parnassius mnemosyne (clouded apollo), 1548 nucleotides long. The record is from the annotation of a GenBank genome assembly. Lineage: Eukaryota; Metazoa; Arthropoda; Insecta; Lepidoptera; Papilionidae.